This is a messenger RNA of Anthonomus grandis grandis, 2388 nucleotides long. RefSeq names its product cAMP and cAMP-inhibited cGMP 3',5'-cyclic phosphodiesterase 10A-like. The record is from RefSeq and is a predicted model, not a curated record. The transcript is spliced from 11 exons. Bases 77 to 2338 code for a protein of 753 amino acids. Gene Ontology annotation, molecular function: 3',5'-cGMP-stimulated cyclic-nucleotide phosphodiesterase activity; protein binding. Lineage: Eukaryota; Metazoa; Arthropoda; Insecta; Coleoptera; Curculionidae. Gene Ontology annotation, biological process: negative regulation of receptor guanylyl cyclase signaling pathway; signal transduction.
ACAUUUUAGUUGACACAAGAGUUUUAAUUAUAUAUUUUUCUACACACAUCCUAACAUAUUUUAUUUUUACAAGAAAAUGUCAAAGAAAAAACCCGAUAAGAAGGAAAUUAUUAAAGAUCAAAUGACACUAGAUACAACAGAUAAAGCAACAAGAAGGGUGAUAGCCCCUUACGUAAAAAUUGUACGCAAAAGUAGGACCGGUUUGGAUAAAACUAAAGAAAGCCAAAAGUUUAGUUUUUAUCUGCAAAAUAAACCCAGCGUAUUGAUGCAAGAUCUCUCUUCGUUUCUGUCCGAUAGCGUCGAUUUAGCUUCGGUUCUGCAAGAAACGGCCGAGGUUCUUAAAGUGGUGACAAAAGCUGGCGGUGUAACUCUCUAUAUGGUAGAUACUGCCUCUGAGGAAAUAUUUCAAGUUCCCAAAAAUGUAACUGAUGAAAGGCACAAGGUAAAUUGGAAGAUUCAAAAGGGCAGUACAGUCGCGGCUUACGUUGCAUACAAGAAAGAAUUUAUACUGGUUGAUGAUAUUUUAUGUGAUGAACGAUUUCCAGCUGGAUUAGGAUAUCAAGAUGACAUGGUAAAAUCUGUACUAUGCGUUCCCAUAGUAACAACAGACGGUGAUUGCUACGCCAUUGUUGAAAUGUAUAGAACUAUCCCAGAUGUACCUUUUAAUAAAGACGAUCUAAAAAUAUCAAUAGUAGUGUCGGGAUGGAUGGGUGCAGCAAUUCAUCAAAACAGACUAAGGUUGGCUCUACAAAAGCAGCAAGAACUGAAUGAUUACCUUUUAGAUUUGAUUAAGUGUUAUUUUGCUGAUAACGUAUCUCUGGAGAAACUAAUUAGUGAAAUUGUGAAGUUUGCCAAGGCGACAUUAGGUGCUGAACGAGGGGCUUUUUUUAUCAUCGACCCCGAAAGUAGUGACAUGACCGCUGAAGUUUUCGAUGAAGGAAUUGAUGGCACCAGUACAACCAUGCAUAAGAAAAAUAUCAAAGUAAGACUGUCCAAGGAUCGAAGUAUUCCAGGCUUGGUGGCUAGGACUGGAGUCACUGUGAAUUUAAGGGACGCCUACAAUGAUCCUAGAUUUUUUACCGAAGUGGAGGCAAAAACUGGCUUCAUAACCCGAUCGAUACUAUGCAUGCCCAUCGUUAGUGUUGAUAAUAUUUUAGGUGUAGUUCAAGUAGUAAAUAAGAUUAAUGGAGUGGUAUUCACAGCUUCAGAUGAAAAUCUCUUUAAGACAUUUUCAGUGUACUGCGCUUUGGCCUUACAUUAUGCAAAGUUAAAUGAUAAAAUGAGGAGAACCGACCUCCUAAAUGAAUCAAAUCUGCAACUGUUAAGUUUGCAAAUAAGGCCCUGUAUACAUGAUUCGACGUCAUUUGCCAAAAUACCUGAAAUUGAUAUACCGGGUGGAUUUAGUGAUUUUAGAUGGUACAUUUCAGUAGACGAAGAACCAGUAAUGCCUCAGAUGGUUUACUACAUGAUCAAAACUAUUGUCGGCUUUGAACAAAUAAACCUUUAUAACUUAAGGGAAUUUAUAUUGACAGUAAGGAAGUGUUAUAGGGCGAAUCCAUACCAUAACUGGGAGCAUGCGUUCAAUGUGGCUCAUUGCAUGUACAACAUUUGCCUAAGAAAUAUGGAACUGUUUAACGACGUAGAGCUCAAAAGUUUAAUUAUAGCCUGUGUCUGCCACGACUUGGAUCACGGCGGCUACACAAACAAUUUCUUACAAUUGACAGACCACACUUUGUCACAAUUAUAUGACGAGUCGUUUUUGGAAAAUCAUCAUUAUCAAGUUGCCACACUUAUUUAUAAGGUUUUUCCUUUCUAUGAUAUACCGGAUAAGGUAUGGCAGCUUAUAACUACCGAAAUAAAACAAUGUAUCUUAGCUACAGAUCUGGCGAACUAUUUUAAGAUCAGAAUGAAGCUGAUCCAAAUAUUAAAUGAACAAAAAAUUGAUUGGAGUAAUAGACAUCAUAGACAUUUAUGUAAGGCGAUUAUGAUGACGAGUUGCGAUUUAUCUGGAUCCUGUAAACCUUACAUGAUUGCAAAAACUCUUACAGAUAACGUUAUUAAGGAGUUUUACAAUCAAGGGGAUAAAGAAAAAGCAAUGGGUUUAAAUCCUUUGUCUUUAAUGGAUCGUGAAAAAUCAUCGCAAAUACCAGAAGAUCAAGUAAAUUUUUUAACGAUUAUAGUGCUUCCAUGCACGGACUUGCUUAAGAGUUUUUUACCUAAUUGUGCAGAUCUUAGCGCUGAAGCCACGAUUCUUCGCAAAACUUGGCAAGAAAUAAUCGACCUGAAGGGAAGAAAAAGUUGGCGUCAAGAUGAUUCAGUUGUAAAUCCUAUAGAAUAGAAUGUUACAAAAUUGAAAUGUAUCAUAAAUAAAUUUUCUCUUAUAGUAUA